Rana temporaria (common frog) is the source of this 5387-nucleotide messenger RNA. It is a transcript of the gene ZEB1, whose product is annotated as zinc finger E-box binding homeobox 1. The record is from RefSeq and is a predicted model, not a curated record. Lineage: Eukaryota; Metazoa; Chordata; Amphibia; Anura; Ranidae. The transcript is spliced from 9 exons. Gene Ontology annotation, biological process: regulation of transcription by RNA polymerase II; anatomical structure development. Bases 34 to 3315 code for a protein of 1093 amino acids. Gene Ontology annotation, molecular function: RNA polymerase II cis-regulatory region sequence-specific DNA binding; DNA-binding transcription factor activity, RNA polymerase II-specific.
ACUCCAGCAUUUAGACACAGAGCGGAGAGGAUCAUGGCGGAUGGCCCCAGGUGUAAGCGCAGAAAGCAGGCGAACCCCCGGCGGAAUAACGUUACCAGUUACAACAAUGUGUUAGACGCAAAUUCUGAUUCCGAUGAUGAAGACAAAUUGCACAUCGUAGAAGAGGAGAGUGUUACGGAUGCGGCAGAUGGCGAGGGCGACUUGCCAGAAGAUGAUUUGCCAACCGACCAAACAGUAUUAGCAGAAGGCAGCGAAAGUGUGAAACAAAGUUGCUGGGAUGAUGAAGAUGGAACAGACGCAAAUGAAAUCCUGGGGCCUGAUGCAGAUGACAUUGGAUGUACAGACGCUCACGAUGAAGAAUGUGAUUCAGAUGUUGAAAAUGAGCAAAACCAUGAUCCAAAUGUGGAAGAGUUCCUGCAGCAGAGCGACACAGCCGUCAUCUAUCCAGAAGCUCCUGAGGAUGACCAGAGGCAAGGCACACCGGAGGCCAGUGGUCAGGAUGAAAAUGGAACUCCAGACGCAUUUUCCCAGCUCCUGACAUGUCCGUAUUGUGACAGGGGAUACAAACGUUACACUUCCUUGAAGGAACACAUCAAAUACCGGCAUGAAAAGAAUGAAGACAACUUUAGUUGCUCUAUGUGCAGCUACACGUUUGCCUACAGAACCCAGCUGGACCGUCACAUGACAUCCCACAAGUCAGGAAAAGAUCAAAGGCAUGUAACACAGUCUGGUGGAAACAGAAAAUUCAAAUGCACUGAAUGUGGAAAAGCUUUCAAAUACAAACACCAUCUAAAGGAACAUUUACGGAUUCACAGUGGAGAGAAGCCAUAUGAAUGCCCAAACUGCAAGAAGAGAUUUUCCCAUUCUGGUUCCUAUAGUUCCCAUAUAAGCAGUAAAAAAUGUAUUGGCGUAAUUCCGGUCAAUGGACGUGCACGUUCCGGUUUGAAGACCCCCCAGUGCUCCUCCCCUUCCCUGUCUGCAUCCCCUGGCAGUCCAGUACGGCCACCAAUUCGACAAAAGAUCGAGAACAAGCCUUUACAGGAGCAACUUCCAAUAAACCAAAUUAAAACGGAACCUGUGGAUUAUGAAAUUAAGCCUAUUGUGGUUGCGUCAGGAAUCAACUGUUCUGCCCCUUUGCCAAAUGGGGUGUUUAGUGGUGUUAACGCUCUCCAGGCAACCAGUUCUCCUCAGGGUGUAGUACAAGCUGUUGUUCUACCAACUAUGGGCCUGGUAUCACCUAUUAGUAUUAACCUUAGUGACAUUCAAAAUGUUCUUAAGAUGGCUGUUGAUGGGAAUGUAAUCAGACAAGUGUUAGAAAAUAACCAUGCCAAUCUUACAUCCAAAGAACAAGGGACUAUUACUUCUGCAACCUUACAGCAAGCGGGUCAUUCUGUAAUUUCAGCUUUUAGUCUUCCUUUGGUUGAUCAAGAUGGGACAACCAAAAUAAUCAUCAAUUACAGCUUAGAGCAGCCAAGCCAGCUUUCACUUGUUCCACAGAACCUAAAAAAAGAAGUCCCAGCAGAAGUCUGCAAGACUGAAAAAUUACCUGAAGAUCUAACUAUUAAAACUGAGAAGGAUACAAAGUUUACGGAGGAGAGCACUUGCACGCUUUGUGAAGAUCAGCCACCAGAUUCCAAUGCACUUCAAGAACCUAAGCACUAUGAUCAGAAAAGCAGUACUCCACUUCCUGAAAGUAGCAAGGCUGAAUCCAAGUCUGAGUCUUCAACAGUGGAAACUGCAGAUGGAAACCUUACACCUAGUCAACCACCAUUAAAAAACCUCCUAUCACUUCUGAAAGCCUACUAUGCGCUGAAUGCACAGCCAAGUGCUGCAGAACUUUCUAAAAUUGCUGAUUCUGUAAACCUACCACAGGACGUGGUAAGAAAAUGGUUUGAAAAAAUGCAAAAUGGAGAAAUUUCUCUCCAAUCUUCUAGGUCAUCUUCACCAAAAGCUGAUCUGGAUGGUAGCUUACCAGAGAAGAAUACUGAACUGCAAGAAGACAGUAAUGUUGAGAAUGAAGAUAAUGAUUUGCAGAACCCCCCAAACGAUGACCCCUCCCAACCAUUGGCUGCAAAUGGUUCAGAGAGUGGCACAACCUCCCCAUCACCACUAAACCUCUCUUCGCUGAAAAACUCAGAUGGUGCAACAGUAUCCGACGAGGUAAAAGGUGACCAAGAGCAGCAAAUGGAACCUCUCGAUUUAUCUUUACCAAAGCAGCUUGGAACUGGGUUGGAGCGACCUUCCAUAACUAGUGUUUACCAGAGCAGUGCUUAUUCUGUUCAAGAAGAACCCUUGAACUUGUGUUGUAUUAAAAAAGAGCCAAUGCAAGUGGACAAUGUCCCAAUAUCGGAGCCAGCUCUAAUAAUAAACCCAAGUGCCAAUCCCAUAAACAUUGCUAUUCCCACAGUCACUGCCCAGUUACCUACAAUUGUUGCCAUCACAGAUCAAAAUAGUGUUCCCUGUCUUAGAGCACUAGCUGCCAACCAGCGGACUAUCUUGAUUCCCCAAGUGACAUACACUUAUGCCACCACUUCUACUGCAACAGUUUCAGAGCCUCAACAGAAGAGCCUUCAAGCUAAUGGAAAUCAGGAUGAAAGGCAAGAUACGAGCUCAGAAGGAGUUUCCAAUGUAGAAGACCAGAAUGACUCUGACUCCACUCCACCCAAAAAGAAGCUAAAGAAGACUGAGAACGGCUUGUACGCCUGUGAUCUCUGUGAUAAAAUAUUUCAGAAGAGCAGUUCGCUGCUGAGACACAAGUAUGAACACACAGGUAAGAGGCCUCACGAAUGUGGAAUCUGUACAAAGGCUUUCAAACACAAACACCAUUUAAUUGAGCAUAUGCGCCUCCAUUCUGGAGAAAAACCCUACCAAUGUGACAAAUGCGGCAAGAGGUUUUCACACUCCGGGUCCUAUUCCCAACACAUGAACCACCGCUACUCCUACUGUAAGAAGGAGGCAGAGGAACGUGAUGGCACAGAGCAUGAAGAAGCAUUGCAUGAGACCCUGAGCAACGAGCAUGUAGAUUCCCAAGCUUCUCCGUCUCAGAUAGACUCUGAUGAACGCGAGAGCUUAACGCGAGAAGAUGACAGUGAAAAAGAAGAAGAAGAAGAUGAUGAUGAAAAAGAUACAGAUGAUGGACAGGAAGAAAAAGAAAGUGUGGAGAUGCAUGAUUUAGAAGAGACGGAACUGGAGGUUGAAGCAGGACCAUUGGAAGGUACUUUGAAGGAUGAAGAAUGUGUAGAUAAAAGUCAAACCCCAGAACCAGAAGUCACAGAAAAUCACGUGUCUGAAAAUGACACUGCUGCCCUCCCUUAGCUGGUAUAUUUUUCCAAUAUGGAAAAUCUCUUGACAUUAUACUGAAAUUUAUUCUAUAUUAAACAUGCUUUUUCUCUGAAACACAGUAGCAUAUAUACUGUGAUUUCUGUUCACUACUGUGUUAAAAAAAAAUCCAGGUGUGCCUGAAUCUGAAACUUAGAAAUUUUUCACAGCAAUUUUAACAUUUAGAAAUCCAGUUUGUUACAAGUAUUAUUAAAGAUAUAUAUAGAAGAUAUGACUCAGCAGUCAAAAGCGAAUCAGGUUUAAAUGAACCUACCCAUCCUGAUCAUACACACAUCUGGAAACAUUUAUUUUUGUCAGUAUUAUGUUUCGUUAUUGUGUCAGUUAGUUUGUACAUUUGGGAGAAAAUUUUAUCCUUUUUUUUUUUUUAUUAUUAUUAUUGUUAUUACCGUUACAAACAUCUACUAAAUCUGCAUCAGUAUUUUAUUUUAUAAAAAAAAAAAAAUGUGAGUAUAACUGCACUACAAAAUUCCUUUACAAAUAAUGCAUAUUUUAAAAUGUUAUUACUACCUUGCUGUGUCCAAGACAAGGUAGAGUUUUAUAGCUAAUAUAGUUUGCAAAAGUGUUAAUUUACAGCAUACUUUUAGCCUUAAGAAGACAGCAGCUUGGGAGUAAAGGUGUGUUCUUAUCCAUGAGGUUAAACUGCAAUUAUUAUUUUACAUGAAGCUCCAUUUUGCAGGGACUUAACAGCUUUUUCUGGGAAAAAAAAAUUGCAAAAAUCAGUGUUCCUAAUUGCUUGAAUAUGUAGUACAUAUAUGAAGGAUUUUAAGCUAUGUAUCUCCUUUUGGCCUUAUGCAAGACCCUCUGUGCUGUAAGUGCCAUUUUCAGUAUUUUAAAGGCUGGAACUUGCCUUUGUCGGUGGUCUGUAAUCACUAGCAUUCUGGUAUUGGUAUCCUCAUAAAGUAAGCCAAAAAAAACCCUAUUUUUUUUUUGCCCAAUUUAAUUCUUUAGAUUUUCACCAUUUCUUUAAUUUUGUCUGCUUUGUUUUAUUUUUUAUUUUUAUUUUUUUCUUGUAUGGUUUUUGUUCCGUUUCUUCCUUCGUUUUUUUGUUUAAUGGUUAAAUCCAUAACUUUCUCCCCCCUUCUUUUCCUUUUUUAUUUUAUUUUUAUUUUAAAACAUCUAUGCUUUGUGUAAAUCUUAAUAUGGACCCUCCAAUAGGAAGAAAUUUUUUAAAUGGUCCUCUCGUGAAAAGUGUAAAAAAAAUGCCAAUAUUUGUUCCAAAUGCUAACUAUUAUAGACCUUGUUUGUUAAUGGUGUUAGCUAAAAAAAUACCUAUCAGUAUUAUUUUUAAGUUCAUUUAGUUUUAGGUCUGUGCAACAUUUUUUUUUUGUACUGUAUGUCUUCAAAGCCCUGGCAGUAUUAAUACCCUUCUUACUGACCUGUACCUUUUUAGUUUUAGAAAACUUUUAUAUUUAUGUGUCUUAUUUUUAUAUUUCUUUAUUUAUUACACAGUCUAGUGUAUAAAACUGUAGUUUGUAUUAAUACAAUAAUAUAUUUUAGUAUGAAAUUUUGGAAAGUUGAUAAGAUUUAAAGUAGAGUUACAAAUGGUUCUCUUGCAUUGAGAUUCGAUUUUAACAGUGUUAUGUUAACAUUUAUACUUGCCUUGGACUGUAGAACAGGUAACUUGAGACGGGAAUGUAUUAGAUUUCCACUUGCAGUCAACUCCUUGUACCGUUAUCUGGGUUUUGAUAUGUAAAACCAAGUUUUAAAAUUCACUGUGAGACACAUGGCUUGAAGCCAAGCAGUUUAUUUCGGAUUAACGUUAAUCACCAAAAUGACUGUCCUUAGCAAGCCAAAUUAGAUAACUUUACGAAACAGUGUUGGGAAGUGGGAACAAAGUUUAACAUGUUUGUGCCAAUUAGUUCCUGUAUCCAUAUGUUUUUUUUUUUUCUUGUUUGGGUUUUUGUUUUUGUAUUUUAUUUUAAUUUUAUUUUUUUUGGCAGGGAAUAAAACAAACAAAACAUAACUUUUUAUGUUCGUUGUUAUAUCAUAGUCAUUUUCUAGUUUUUUACCAAGCUCCCUCUCUCACAAUAAAAAUACAUCAACAAGUA